AUGUCUCUAACGCGAGUGGCCUCGGUCGAUGGCUUCGAGCGAGAAGGGCCAGGCUCGGGAGCAUCGUCGCGAAGGAGGAUGAGUUUCAACCCAUUCAGCGAUCAGCUUCCUCCUGCGCACAGGAGGACUAGCGUGGUCACCGAGGCUCUGCAGUUCGAGGAGGUUUCCAAGCAGAAACGACUAGUACAAGUAAUCAUCGCAAUUAUAUAUUGCCUCUUUGCCGCUGGUAUCGUCUUUGGUUAUGCUGCCAUUAAACCGGUCCUCAUCGAUGAAGGUGUCUUUGCAGAUCUGUGCACGCCAGAAGAGGUGGAGGCACGUACGUCGCCAUGCUAUCAACAAGAGAUUCGCUUGAACUUCAUGUUCACUGUUGCCGCAGUAUCAACGAACGUCGCGGCCCUCCCUAUCGGAACCAUUCUCGAUCGGUAUGGCCCAAGGGCCUGCGGUAUCAUUGGGAGUGUCUUCUUGCUCACAGGAGCUCUGCUCUUCUCCUUCGCCUCUAAAGCCAGUGGCGACCUGUUCACUCCAGGAUACUUCUUUCUCGCCCUCGGCGGUCCAUUCGUCUUCAUCUCGUCCUUCCAAUUGUCCAACACCUUCCCACGAAAUUCGGGCCUCAUCCUGGCCCUUCUGACCGGUGCAUUCGAUUCCUCCUCUGCGCUGUUCCUCGUCUUCCGACUUGUCUACGAGGCUACCGGCGGCAAGCUCAACACCCAUCGACUCUUCCUCAUCUACCUUGUUGUGCCUGUCUUCAUUUUUGUCGUCCAAGUCUUCGUCAUGCCAAAGGACUCGUACAAGACGGUCAGCGAAGUCGUCAAGGAUGCAGAAGAAGAGAUCAAUGCUCCAACGCCACCCGAGGCGACCCAAGAAGAGAUACAAGUCUACCGCGAGCGCAGAGAAAGCACCAUCGCUGAAGUCAGCCUGCUACUCGACAAGACCGUCAAUUCCAAGCGCCAGAAACGCGAGGAGAAUAAGAACAGCAAGUCCGGUGUCUGGGGAGCCCUGCACGGACACUCUGCCCUGGACCAGAUCAAGACACCGUGGUUUUGGUUAAUCACUCUCUUUACGGUCGUUCAGAUGACUCGUAUCAAUUACUUCGUCGCAACCAUUCGUCCACAAGAGCGGUAUCUGCUUGGGUCGGAAGAAAAUGCCAAACUUGUCAACGACUUCUUUGAUGUUGCCCUGCCCCUGGGUGGCGUGCUGAGCAUUCCCUUCAUUGGCACCCUUCUUGACAACACAUCCACACCCUUCGCCUUGGGUUUCUUGGUCGUCGUGGCCACCAUCAUUGGCAUUCUGGGAUGCUUGCCGUUCAUGUGGGCUGCGAUCGCCAACGUCUGCCUGUUUGUCCUGUACAGACCUUUCUACUACACCACCGUCUCUGACUACUCUGCAAAAGUCUUCGGCUUUCAAACUUUUGGAAAGGUAUAUGGACUGAUCAUUUGUCUGGCGGGUCUGUUCAAUUUCCUCCAGUCACCCCUUGACGCCGUCACUCAUGUCGUGUUCAACCUCAACCCGAUCCCCGUGAACGUCAUCCUCAUGUGCCUCGCCGUCAUCGUCGGUACGGCUCUGGUAAGCUUCACAUACAUCAAGAGCCGAAGCAUGAAGCGGGAGCACCUUGAAGACGAGGCCGAGGGCGCAACAGAGACAUUGAUGCCCAGUGCCAAUGGUGUUGGCUAUGGCACGCAAGGGUAG
Exophiala spinifera is the source of this 1686-nucleotide messenger RNA. RefSeq lists its product as uncharacterized. Bases 1 to 1686 code for a protein of 561 amino acids. Gene Ontology annotation, biological process: transmembrane transport. The record is from RefSeq and is a predicted model, not a curated record. Gene Ontology annotation, cellular component: fungal-type vacuole membrane. NCBI's taxonomy places the organism in Eukaryota, Fungi, Ascomycota, Eurotiomycetes, Chaetothyriales, Herpotrichiellaceae. The transcript has 2 exons. Gene Ontology annotation, molecular function: transmembrane transporter activity.